Cryptomeria japonica (Japanese cedar) is the source of this 848-nucleotide messenger RNA. Its product is annotated as heavy metal-associated isoprenylated plant protein 8. The transcript has 4 exons. The coding region runs from base 193 to 642 and encodes 149 amino acids. NCBI's taxonomy places the organism in Eukaryota, Viridiplantae, Streptophyta, Pinopsida, Cupressales, Cupressaceae. Gene Ontology annotation, molecular function: metal ion binding. The record is from RefSeq and is a predicted model, not a curated record.
AAUCUUUCUCUUUAUUUCAGUGGAAGCAUCUCUAGUCAAAUCAAUGCGUGUAACUGUAUAUUAAUGCUAAAUCCAAAGGAAUAACCUUGUGGUAAUGUUAUUUUAUUUCUAGUGUUCCAUUACAAGGUGGAAAGUUUCCUUCUUGCAGGCAGCACAUCAAUCCCAACAGAAGAGCUGAAUUAGAGGAUACAGAUGACAAAUCAAAGGACUCCAACAUCUACAUCGCUAGAACUCAAUUGGAGAAUGUUUAGACGGUGGAUUGCAAGAAGGCCAGCAACAACUCAGCCUCUGAGCUCUGCAGAAGCAUUAACAAUGCCAGGGGUUCAAGUCAUUGUUUUGAAUGCCAAUAUGCGUUGUAACAACUGCAGAGAGAGAGUCUCCAAAUUGCUCUCUAAAAUGGAUAAUUUGCUGGAUUAUGUAGUGGAUGUAGCCCACAAAAAAGUGACAGUGAGAGGGAUUGUGGAUCCAAAGAAGAAGACAAAAAGACUGAAGAGGAUGAAAAGACUUCUCAAUCAGAAAAGGGAAUUGGGUAACAUACAGUUUGAAAGGCUCAGUAAACACAAGGAUCUGGAGAAACCCAAGAGGAACAAACGCAAUGCUUUUCCACAUAAUCUUAUCAAUGGAGGCUGCUGUUUUCGCUAGCAAUCUCUUUUGUCUAUAGCAUUUGACUACAUGUGUAAGAUGAAUAAGUUUUCAGGCUAAUUAAGCUUCUAAUAAUUCCCAGCUGUAAAUAGACUUCAACAUCUUUUGUACCUUGUCGUGGCCUUACAUAUUUCUCGUUGGAUAUUAAUGUUUGUAUUUCAUAAAAAUUUGAAUGAAUAAAGCUCAUCCGGGAUAUUUGUAUGUUA